AUGUUUUUCGCUGGGCAAUCUAGGAAGCAGGAAUCGCGGGACCCACAUUGUAUUCAUCAGAAAGUUCUCUUAGACGCUCAAAAGUCGGGCGUAAUUUCUUUAAAUAGUCGUGGUCUUUCCUAUGUUCCACCCGUUGUUUGGACUCUAAAUCGUCCCUUGCCUCCUAAGGAAAAUGCCGUUAGCUUUGAAUCCGCCGGUGACGACACGAGAUGGUGGGAAAUGGAGCCAAUCCAGCGCCUGAAUUUGUCGGCGAACACCAUAAAAGAACUGCCCGGGCCGGGACUCGCACAGCUGGACACUUUGGUCAGCCUUGACGUCCGUGAUAAUGAAUUGACUACCCUACCCGAGGAAAUCGCUCUCCUCACACAGCUAAAGCAACUUUUUUUGAGCUCCAACAAACUCACGUGUCUGCCAGGCGCUCUGUCGCAGCUGCACGGCCUUGUUUUGCUGGAUGCUGCGCACAAUCUGCUCACGGAACUACCCUCAGGCCUAGAGGCUCUUGUGGACCUGGAAAAACUUGAUGUAUCGGAUAAUCGACUGGCCCAGCUUCCACUACUCCUGCCGCCAAAAUUGAUCUCGUUAAAAGUCAAUCAGAAUCGAUUGGUCCGACUCCCCGAAGGUCUCCUUCAGUCGUGUCAAAGCGAUAAUAAGAUAGACGAGUUCAGUCUGGUCAACCUGGCAGGUCUGGGUGAACUCGCGAUCCUUGAUCUGAGUCGAAAUCGCAUCCCCGCGAUACCUCUAGGCAUUCCAGAAUCGCUGCCUGCCCUUUCGCGUCUCGAUCUGUCCAACAAUGAUCUCAAGAGCAUUCCAACUGAACUCGGCUUCAUGGAGUCGUUGAAUGUGCUGUCGUUGUGCGGCAACCCUUUCCGCUCGGUGCCACAGAAUGUGCUAUCGUCGGGCACUCAGGCGUUGAAAGCUCUCCUGCGUGAUCGUCACCAGGCCGACACUGCGCCGCCUCCCCCCGCCUUCUCACGCUCCCCCACUGGCAGUCCUGACGUUCCCGCCACUGCAGACGAUCCAUCCACCCUGAAUUACGCCGACCUGCCUGCCGUAAACACUUCCUCCAUUCUCGACUGGAGCUGCUCCAGGAACCUCGGUGCAAAGCGAAUUGGGCACGUGGCGGCGAAUCUGAGAGAGGAACUGCCGCCAUUGGAUGACCCGGUGGUGUGGCGAGCCGUCGCGUUAAGAGGCUGCGGUAGUAAUGCCGUGGUGAAGACGCUCAACUUGCUCUGGCGCCAACUCGACACCUUCCCGAUGGGGAUAAUGGCAUUUCGAGAGAGCCUGACUAGCCUCAAUCUCUCCCACAACCGUUUAACUCACCUCCCCGAUGAAAUUGGUCGGCUUUCCAGGUUGGAAGAACUCAAUGUAAGCAACAAUUGCCUGAAUUCCCUACCACAGACCCUCACUGCCCUCGCGGCCCUUCAAACUCUCGUGCUGGACUUCAACGCAGGUCUUGGACCUCAGCUACCAGCAGAGACACUGUUCAGGGCGCCGCUGACGCAGUCUUUGGUCAAUCUCUCGGCACGAAGCUGCCGACUGACGCAGCUUCCACCGGCGUCCAUGCUUUCGCCUGAAUCCAUGCCUGCUCUGCGUUCUCUCGACGUCUCAGAGAACGACAUUUCUACGCUAGAGCCCAGGCUCGACGCCAUCUUGGAGCAGGUUUGCAGAGUUUUUGAAAUGAACCAGUCAACCAAUAAGCUUGGUCCAAUUACAGUGGAAUCGUCCUCCCGUCCAAUCACAUCGCUCUCUUCAUCCUGUUCUUACCUGCACUCUGAGCAGCCCCUAUCGCGACGCCUUCUGCCAUCGCACAGUCAACCGCCAUCCGGAAAACAGGGCAGAUUCCCACAAUCGCCGAUGCGUCUGACUGCUUCUUUAGUUGUAAACGCACAGAGGCACACACUUCCUUGUGGACGUUUUCUUCUCUUAACCAUUAGAAACCUCCAGGUGAUGGGCAACACCUUCAGGGUCCCACGACCAGCCGUGGUGGCGAAGGGCACCGCGGCCCUCAUGGAGUAUCUUCGCUCCAGAAUCGCCGAAUAA
This is a messenger RNA of Mesocestoides corti, 2040 nucleotides long. The record is from the annotation of a GenBank genome assembly. Lineage: Eukaryota; Metazoa; Platyhelminthes; Cestoda; Cyclophyllidea; Mesocestoididae.